AUGGAGUCGUAUGCAUGGGUGUUGGAUAGGUUUGUUGAUAUAAUGGGCCAUGCACCUCGUUUAUUCAUUACCGAUCAAGAUCCAGGACUCAAGAAAGCCGUCGCCUCUUCUUGGAAAGAAACCCGUCACAGGUUUUGCAUGUGGCACAUAAAUACGAAGGUUGCCGAGAAGUUGCCUCAGAAGUUGAGAGAGGAUGCCGAUUUUAGGGGUAUUUAUGAUGGACUGGUUUGGAAUGAGAACAUCGAUCCAAUAGUGUUUGAAGAAAAUUGGAAUAACAUGAUUGAGGAAUAUGACAUUGCCUCAAACAGAUGGUUCUCCGACAUGUACGAAGAUCGUGCAAAGUGGAUCCCGGCAUUUUUUAGAGAUGUACCUAUGAGUGGCUUUUUCCGAACCACAUCGAUGUCUGAAAGCGAGAAUAGUUAUUUCAAGCGCUUUAUCCAAAAGAAAUCUGAUAUUGUGUUAUUGUAUACUAACUUCUGCAGUGGUCUUGAUUCACAGAGAUAUAAUUACAAGCAGGUGACACAUGCCGACGAGACACGUUCUCCCAUGAUGAAGACAAAUCUACCCAUUGAAUGUAAUGCUGCGGCUGUAUACAUAAAUGCGAUGUUCAAGGAGGUUCAGGAGCAGAUAGACUGUUCAAGCAGAGCUUGUGCAAUGCGGAAGAUGUUUUCCGAUGGCGACGACAUCAUUUAUGAGAUUGAGGAUAAACUAGAUGGUCUCUCUACUGUGCGCCGUUUACACCCCCAUGACGACGUGGUAUGUAGCUGCAAAUUGUUCACCCGGAAAGGUAUCCUGUAA
Messenger RNA from Salvia miltiorrhiza (redroot sage), 798 nucleotides. Its product is annotated as protein FAR-RED IMPAIRED RESPONSE 1-like. Bases 1 to 798 code for a protein of 265 amino acids. NCBI's taxonomy places the organism in Eukaryota, Viridiplantae, Streptophyta, Magnoliopsida, Lamiales, Lamiaceae. The record is from RefSeq and is a predicted model, not a curated record. Gene Ontology annotation, biological process: regulation of DNA-templated transcription. The transcript has a single exon.